Messenger RNA from Bufo gargarizans (Asiatic toad), 3845 nucleotides. RefSeq names its product ankyrin repeat domain-containing protein 9-like. Bases 228 to 1112 code for a protein of 294 amino acids. Gene Ontology annotation, molecular function: protein binding. The transcript is spliced from 2 exons. Lineage: Eukaryota; Metazoa; Chordata; Amphibia; Anura; Bufonidae. The record is from RefSeq and is a predicted model, not a curated record.
CGGCACCCAUUACACCCCGGGCAGCCCCCUCCAUUACCAUGGGCAUGUCAGUGGGUGCCAGCCCUGCAGCGGGGGAGGGGGGCUGCAGCCCCUGACACUGAGUAAUGGCUGCGGGGAGGGAACCGCUGCUGCUCUGUGUAGAGGGUAGGUAGCCCCUGUGCACGACCUAUAGACGGUGGGUUACUCUCCACAGGGUACUCUGGACUCGUUAAUGCAGUGACGCAGAGAUGCCUGGCUCCAUUCAAUGGGCACCCCGCUCGCCCGAGUACCAGUCUCAGAAGCAAUGCAAGAAGACCUCAUUCGCUUUCUACCAGGCCGUGCGGGACCUGCUCCCAGUCUGGCUCCUGGAGGACAUGCGGCUUAUGGAGGUACUACACUGGGAGGAAGGGGGCAUCAUCAGCUCAUACACACCCUCUGAGGCGCUGCUCUACGCCCUGGUACACGACCACCAGCCUUACGCCCACUACCUGCUCAACCACUUCCCGAACGAUGCCCUAGCUGUGCCAAGCAAGAGCUUCAGCUGCUGCCAGUCUGGAGCUCCUCACCUCACCAUGGCUGUGCGCUAUAACCGGCUGCAGAUCCUGCAAGAAAUUCUGUGCACCCUCCGGAAAUUCCCUUCCGAAAGCCGGACUGUCUACAUCAACCAGCGUGGGUGCCAGCGGGUGGAGGGUGGCAAGACUCCCAUACACCUGGCUUGUGAGCUGCAGCGAGUUGACUGUCUGAUUUUGCUGCUGGGGCACGGCGCCUGCCCGUAUGUUAAGGACUGCAGUGGCAAAUUCCCCCUCGAUUGCCUUCUGCAAGCAAUACAGGACAGUCCGCAGGAUAUGCACCUGAAGAGGCUGUGCCUGGAUUCUGUGCUGCUGUACAUGGCCGCAGGAGUGCCCCUCUCCACCAGGCAGCGGCUUCAAGAAGAGGGCACGGCUUGGCAGGAAAUGCUGGGAAAGGACUUGUACAGAUGGUUGACUGGCACCUCUCCCCCUACCCUCUUCACUCUGUCUAUGCAGAGUCUGCUCAGGGCCCUCCCUGCUGACAGGUUCCCAGAGGUCCUGGAGGAGAUCUCCCUACCAGACUUCUUAAGACCCCUUGCCUUACAGAAGCAAGUCCCAAAAUAGAACAGCUUUUGUUUUGUGAGGGUCUUAACACCCAAGGAUGAUUAUCCCCAACCUCCACCUCUAACUCCCAUCAUGUAGUGUCAGCAGGGUGACACGCAAUACGCAGGCACUUGGCAUGCAAUGUCAGGGGCUGCCAGCUGAUGAUGUACAACAGACAGAUGCCCAGUUCUGCGCCAAGAUGGCGACUUGUUCAAAGCUGCUUGUGUAUCAGUGUAAAGGGGCACCCCACGUGUAAGGUGUAUAUAUCAGUAGUGAGCCAUUUUCAGGAAAAAAAAAAACUAACAUCCAAUCAUUCAGAAAUUCUGGGCAUCUAGUUCUUGUGCAGGAUGAGAAAAACAUGGCUGCUCCCUUUCCAAAGCCGCGCCGCCCCUGUACACCGUUUACAUGUGGCGUUGUAGCUCUGUUCUGUUGAAGUGAAUGGGAAUGAACUGCAAUGCCACAGACAACCUGUAGACAGGGGUGGCGCUACUUUUUGGAACAAAGCGAGUCACUUUAAGUGACCAUGCUUUUUCCUAUUCCAUACAAUCUCUGAAGAUCAGCACCAUUAGAACGAGCAGGGAUAACUGCAUCCUGCCUUUUGUUUUUCAACUCCCUGGUUUUUAAGAUCUCCGCUUUCUGUCAGCGUAUGGGAACAUCCAUUUACGUGCAGUGGUUGAAACCCAUAGCGUUUACAAAACAAAGCACUGGUAGAACAAGUCAUGCAGCUUUGGAAGUAGCGGAUGAUGCAAGGCAGGGGUCAGCAAGCUCCACCACUCUAGCUGUAACUACUAUUCCCAGCAUGCACACUCACUCAGCUGUUCUUCCGUAGAAGUGAAUGCAGCAUGCUGGGAGUUGUAGUUGGAGAACAGCUGGAGUGCCAGGUGUUGCUAACAUCGGAUGUAAGGGAUGAGGAAUAGAAACACAAAGUCAAGUCCACAAUGUACAAUGAUUAAAGGGGGUGUCCGCAAAGAAGUGAAUGACGUUAAGCAGCAAUACCGCACACAACCUGAGGACAGGUGUGGCGCUGUUUUGGGAAAAUAAAAAGACGUUUUUUUCUAAUCCCGCACUAACCAGUUAGCGUCAUUUACAUUCAAUAUGCUACUAUCACUUUAAGGCCUCAUGCACACGGCCGUUGUUGGCUCGGAUGCGGACCCAUUCAUUUCAAUGGAGCUGCAAAAGAUGCGGACAGCACUCCGCGUGCUGUCCGCAUCCGUGGCUCCGUUCCGCGGCCCCACAAAAAAAAAUAACAUGUCCUAUUCUUGUCCGCGAUUUGCGGACAAGAAUAGGCAUUUAUAUUGCUGGCGCCCGUUCCGUAAAUUGCGUACGGCAACACGGGCACCUUCAGUUUUUUGUGGUUUGCGGACCGCAAAAAACGUCACGGUCGUGUGCAUGAGGCCUAAAGGGGAGUUUGUUCUUGUAAAUUUAGUAUUUUUCGUUGGAGGGUCUAUAUCAUUACACGUUUUAAAUUGUUUCUAGAACAUCUGAUCAUCCGGCGUGGACUGUGUUUUGGAAAUCCCGGAUUAAAGGACUUUUUUUGUACUUAAUUCUACACAUUGGGAGACUUUUAGACCUAAAUCUGUCCGUCAGAACGCGCCCCUCGCAGAGAUUUUACAAUAGAUUCUCACAUCGUUUGCACUUCAGUUCUGUUUUAAUCUUUUACUUUUCUGGUUUAUGUUCCUUUCAUUUAAUAUCGGGGCCUGAGAUAAGUGGGCGUACUAGUUCGGGGGUCAGCAACUGCUGUGAAACAACAACUCCCAGCAUGCUCCAUUACCUUCUGUGGUUGUUCCACAAAGAACAAAGCGAGUGUGCAUGCUGGGAGUCGUAGUUUCACCACUACCGGAGUUCACUGGACUGGAUGACAGGGACGGGGCCCCCUGUUACCACCAUGGGUGGGUAUUGCAGAAGCUACAGAACAGUGAUCUCCAACUCGUAGCUUUUCAGCUGUUGCAAAACUGCAACUCCCAACAUGUCCUAAAAGUAGGGAGCUGUAGUCUUGUAACCGCUGGAGAGCACUGCUCUAGAUUACUGCCAUAAACGGUGCUUUUUAAAAAAUUUUUAUGGCAGGCCCCCCCAACUAUGCACAUUUCAGGGUCUAGGACAGGUGUCGGUAACCUCCGGCCCUCCAGCUGUUGUGGAACUACAUUUCCCAGCAUUUAUACUCUCACUUGGUUGUUUUCAAAACGGCUAUAGAAUUUUCAGGCGCAUUCUGGGAGUUGUAGUUGCUAAACCCUGGUCUAGGACAAGGAUAAGCAACCUCCGGGACUCCAGCUGUUGUAAAACUACAAAUACCAGCAUGCGCCAUUCAUCUCUAUGGGACCUCUGAGAACAGCUAAGCAAGUGUGAAUGCUGGGAGUUAUAGUUUCACAACAGCUGGAGUCACAGAGGCACCCUAUCACUGCCUAGGACAUGGGUCAGCAGUUGUUAUAAACUACAGCUCCCAGCAUGCUCAAUACACUUCUAUUGGAAUUUUAAGAAGAGCCAAGCAAGCAUGCAUGCUGGGAAUUGUAGUUUCACAGGAGAUGGCGAUUGCCGACCCCCUGCUCUAGGAUAUGUACUGGUGGUUGCAGUGUCCUGUAGCGGACGUCACCGGACGCGGAAAAUGCAAAAUACUGAAAAGCACUUUAUAAAACUGUACAAUAGCUGUAUAUACGACGACGUGCCUGGAGACUCACCUGUUCAUUUUUCGGGUACUUAUUUCUGUAUUUAUUUAUUGGUUGUCUUCAUUCUGCCAAGAAAUAAAAUAACAGAACUUCA